Orbicella faveolata is the source of this 646-nucleotide messenger RNA. RefSeq lists its product as uncharacterized. Lineage: Eukaryota; Metazoa; Cnidaria; Anthozoa; Scleractinia; Merulinidae. The record is from RefSeq and is a predicted model, not a curated record.
GGCGUAGAGCUAGCCAAAGCACCUCAAGACCUGACUGUCUUACAGCAACUUCUAUGGGACCUUAAGCCUGCCACUAUAUUUGAGAUAGGAUCGUACGCUGCAGGUAGUGCUCUGUGGGUCUCAGAUGUUAUGAAGAUGUACGGCUUCAAAACCCAUAUCUACUCUUUGGAUAUCGACUUGUGCUUAGUUAGGGAAUUGGCGAAGGGAGAUGAAAACAUAUCUUUCAUUGAGGGCAAUGCCAGUGAGAUUCAGAACGCUUUUUCUGACCGUCUUCUCAAGGUAAACAACACCAAAAUCUAUUUGUAUGUUUCAUGUUGGCGCGAUCACAAACUGUCAAUAUUUUUGACAAGUUCUUACUUAGCGGUGACUGUUUGUGUAGAAGACGCAACACCUCACUGUGCAACUGAUACUGGAAUGGGUUUACUUGAGGAUAUGGGUUAUGAAACUUGGGGAGAUGUAAAGCUCAAUGCUAUGAAAGAGUUUAUUUCCAAGCACUCUAAUCGAUACAUGGUAGAUACGUACUACAAUGACUUUUUUGGGUAAGUGCUUCUCUAAAUUUCUUUCAUUUUCAGAACAGAAUGGUUUUGUCUACGGUCUCUUUUUCCUUGAAUCAAGCAUUCAACCAACCAACCAACCAACUUUUCAA